This is a messenger RNA of Pundamilia nyererei, 3721 nucleotides long. It is a transcript of the gene nrp2a, whose product is annotated as neuropilin 2a. Gene Ontology annotation, biological process: vascular endothelial growth factor signaling pathway; axon guidance; angiogenesis. The record is from RefSeq and is a predicted model, not a curated record. NCBI's taxonomy places the organism in Eukaryota, Metazoa, Chordata, Actinopteri, Cichliformes, Cichlidae. Gene Ontology annotation, cellular component: plasma membrane; axon; glutamatergic synapse. The transcript has 17 exons. The coding region runs from base 318 to 2972 and encodes 884 amino acids. Gene Ontology annotation, molecular function: semaphorin receptor activity; vascular endothelial growth factor receptor activity.
UUCUUUUGGAUGCGGUUUGGUGGCAUCGCUCCGCUAAAUGGACAGAGUCAAAAGGACAGCGCUUACAAAAUAUUCAGAUUUUUCUCAGUGACAAGUAGUUGGCGCACACUUUUCUCCACCAAUGGUUUAAUAGACACCGUGGGCUUUUUACUACAGCGGUUUAGUUUUCACUGCUGGUCCCAAACGGCUGUGGAUUUUUCUUUCUUUUUUUUUUCUUUUGGAGGAACGGAAGCAUUACAAUCCUGCGAGGUGGAAACAUUAGAUACUUGAAACUAUCUACAAGUUUUUUUGUUUUUUCGUUUUGUGUGUGAUUCAACAUGGAUUUUGUGUUCUCGUUGGUUGGAUUCUUAAUGGCAGUGUGCCAUGUGUCGUUAAGAGUCAGAGGACAAAACGCGCCGGAGUGUGGAGGUUUGCUAGAUGCCAGCGAGGCCGGUUAUAUCACCUCCCCUGGCUAUCCUCUGGAGUACCCCCCACACCAGAACUGCCACUGGAUCAUCACGGCGCCAGAGCCCUCGCAGCGCAUCGUCCUCAACUUCAACCCCCACUUUGAGAUCGAGAGGCUCGACUGCAAAUACGACUUCAUAGAGAUCCGCGAUGGAACUUCAGAGACGGCCGAUGUUUUGGGGCGGCACUGCAGCAACAUCGCCCCAGGGCCAAUUAUCUCAUCUGGGCCAUCCCUCCAAAUCAGAUUUGUCUCUGACUACGCCCAUCAGGGAGCCGGCUUCUCUUUGCGCUACGAGAUAUUCAAAACAGGCUCGGAAUUCUGCUUCCGCAAUUUCACCAGCCCUACCGGCAUGAUCGAGUCCCCGGGGUUCCCGGAUAAAUACCCUCACAAUCUGGAAUGCUCCUACAUGAUCAUUGCCCCGCCCCACAUGGACAUCACGCUCACCUUCCUGACCUUCGAUCUCGAGAACGACCCCCUGCUGGUCGGAGAGGGUGACUGCAAGUACGACUGGCUGGACGUGUGGGACGGUCUGCCACAAGUGGCUCCUCUGAUUGGCCGGUACUGCGGGACAAAGAUCCCCCCAGAGAUCCAAUCGUCCUCCGGCCUGCUGUCCCUCUCCUUCCACACCGACAUGGCUGUCGCCAAAGACGGCUUCUCCGCCCGCUACAACAUGACACAAAAAGAAGUCUCCGACUCAUUUCACUGCAGCAUGGCGCUGGGCAUGGAGUCGGGGAAGAUCAGCGACGACCAAAUCACGGCCUCGACGUCCUUUUACGACAAUCGCUGGCUGCCGCGCCAGGCUCGCCUCAACAACGACGACAACGCUUGGACGCCGGCAGAGGACAGCAACAAGGAAUACAUACAGGUGGAUCUUCAUUUCCUCAAGGUUUUGACCGGUAUUGCCACACAGGGUGCCAUAUCCAAGGAAACGCAGAAGUCCUACUACGUCACAACCUUCAAGCUGGAGGUCAGCACCAACGGAGAGGACUGGAUGGUGUACCGCCAUGGCAAGAACCACAAGAUUUUCCACGCUAACACAGAUCCGGCCGAAGUGGUUCUCAACCGCGUCCCGCAGCCGGUCUUGGCCCGGUUCGUUCGGAUCCGACCACAGACCUGGAAGAACGGCAUCGCCCUUCGUUUCGAGCUCUACGGAUGCCAGAUUACAGAUGCUCCAUGUUCAGACCUGCAGGGGCUGAUGUCCGGCCUGCUCCCCGAUGCCCAGAUCUCAACCUCAUCCAGCAGGGACGUGGUGUGGAAUCCCGGGAGCACCCGUCUCGUGGCCAGCCGCUCCGGCUGGUUCCCUGCUCCUGCGCAGCCACUGGCUGGAGAGGAGUGGCUGCAGGUGGACCUGGGUUUAGCCAAGACAAUGCGCGGAGUCAUCACCCAGGGAGCGAGGGGAGGAGACGCAGGAAGUGGAGCGGCCACAGAUAACCGGGCAUUUGUCAGGAAGUACAAAGUGGCACACAGCCUGAAUGGGAAAGAUUGGAAUUUCAUCAUGGACAGCAAGACUAGCUUACCAAAGAUCUUUGAGGGGAACACACACUAUGACACCCCAGAGCUCCGGCAUUUCGAGGAGACAGUGGCCCAGUAUAUCCGACUCUAUCCAGAGCGGUGGUCUCCGGCAGGCAUUGGGAUGAGAGUGGAGAUUCUGGGCUGUGACCUUCCAGAAACCUCAACCCCAGCAGGCACCACCACACCCACGCUGCCAGCUGACGUCGAAACCACCACGGUCCCUGUCACGACUACAGCGGCCACCUCUCCCCCAUCAGACGCCGUGUGUGAGUUCGACCACGGCCUGUGUGGGUGGACGCACGACCCCAACGCCCCGCUGCUCUGGUCCCUGCACAGCAACGAGCUCAACAGCUAUCUGUACAUAGACGCAAGCCUAAAGACUGAGCAGCAGCGAGCUCGGCUCUUGAGCCCCGUGUUGACCGCCGACACUGGGCCCCUGUGUCUAGUCUUCUCUUACCAGAUAUCGGGGGAGGCCCAGGGCCAUCUCAGGGUCCUGGUACAGGACGCCCACUUUGAAGAGACGGUCCUGUGGACACUAACAGACGAUCAGGGCCCCGUCUGGAAGGAGGGUCGGACCAUACUACCUCGAUCUCCUAAAAGCGUCCAGGUUGUGAUGGAGGGUUACUUUGUGCACGGCACCAGAGGGCACAUCUGGAUAGACAACAUCCACAUCAGCUCGAGCACCCCACUGACGGAGUGUACACAACCCUUCGCGGCUUUUCCUCCCGAAAAUCCAGGGGGAGGCGUUCCUGUGCCUCCCUUGCCCAUCCACUGGUAUUACAUUAUGGCUGCCGGGGGUGCCCUCCUUCUCCUGGCAGCGGCCAUCUUGGUCAGAGCACUCUGUUGCUGUCGACAACACCUGGCCACCAAGAAGAGCCAACUGUCUGUGGCCUAUCACAGCUCUUCGCAGUGCUUCCAGUACUCUAACUGGUCCUCCAGUAUGGCCACCCCCGGGGUGGAGCCGGUCCUGACGGUGAGGUUGGACAGCCGGGACCGACACCGUACCCUCUGCUAAAAGCGAAGCGCUUAUAAGCUGCACUGUAUUCGUCAGAGGACGACGCCGACCGGCGAUGGCAGUGAGAGUCGUGGCGCAGCAAGAUCGACGAACCCUCACUUGCUUUAGUUUACAGCCCCCAGCGGUGAUGAUGAUGACAAAGACAUUGUCCUAAAUUGCUGAGUGAUAUAUUUUUUUUUUUGGCAAAGGAAACACUGUGGCCUCUCUCUCUCACACAUGCACGCUCUCUAAUGGAUGUAGCUUCGGUUGCUGUUUUUCCUUCCCUGUUCCAUUAAGGAGUUUUGCUGUUGACAUUUCACACUAUGCUGCUCCUGAUGAGAGAACUGAAGACUGAGUAAGUUAUUUGUCUGAACAGCUUGAUUCGGACCAUUGAGUACCGUCUGGCUCCUCAUAACCCCAACGGUCCUUCUGGAAUGACCCCAACGUGGACACACACACAGGCAUGCGAGCGGGAAGAGGACGGGGAGGGGAUUUUGAGCUGGUUCCGCUGCAAGGAGCCAGCCAGAGCUGCCAAACCACGAGGCUAAAACAAGACCCCAGAGACACGAGGAACCCUGCAGUGCUGAGAGAGGGAGAGACGGGGGGAGGGAGGGGGGGAGAUAACUGUGCUAGCUGUGGAAAUGAUCUGGCAAGGCCCAGAAAAUGAAGCUCUUGGUAUCUCUGUAAUAACACAACCACAGGAUAGUUGCAAUAUGAGUUGUGCCAAUAGCGAGGGUGUUUGUAAAAGAACAGAAAUGGGAUGUGUGGAG